GCUGGGCGGAGCUAUAUAAGCGCGGUUGAGUCCAGUCGUUGUAUUGUUGGAGCGGAAGCCGCACCCGAGCACGUCACCCGUACCCCGGAUACCCGCCACCGUAGCCAGCAUGGGGGACAAGAUGGAUAUGUCCCUGGACGACAUCAUCAAGAUGAACCGUACCCAGAGAAGUACCUCCGGCCGGGGUCGGGGAGGACGCGGCGCCCGCGGCGGACUAGGCCGCGGUGGAGCCGGUGCUCGAUUAGGCGGUGGCCGUGGGGCCGGAGUUUCUCUGCGGACCAGACCUUCGCUCACCCGAGGCGGCAGGAAUAGGCCCACGCCGUACAGCAGGCCCAAACAGCUCCCGGACAAGUGGCAGCACGACCUGUUUGACAGCGGAUUCGGGGCGGGAGCCGGAGUGGAGACCGGCGGCAAACUGCUGGUCUCCAACCUGGACUUCGGGGUGUCUGAUGCGGAUAUCCAGGAGCUCUUCGCUGAGUUUGGGACCCUGAAGAAGGCCGCUGUACACUACGACCGGUCGGGACGGAGUUUAGGCACGGCCGAUGUGCACUUUGAGAGGAAAGCAGAUGCGCUGAAGGCUAUGAAGCAGUAUAACGGAGUUCCCCUGGAUGGUCGGCCGAUGAACAUCCAGUUGGUCACGUCACAGAUAGAAGCUCAGAGGCGGCCAGUACAGAGUCAGCCAAGGGGCGGCAUGGUUCGACCACGAGGGGCGUCUGUAGGGUUUGGCGGCGCGGUUGGCGCUAGGAGAGGGGGCAGAGGCGGGAGCAGAGGCCGUGGCCGAGGGGCCGCGAGAAACACAAAGCAGCAGCUUUCAGCAGAAGAACUGGAUGCACAGCUCGACGCCUACAACGCCAGAAUGGACACCAGCUAAUCGAUUCUCCCUCAUAUAUCGUGCUGCUGUCGGCUCAGCGAACCUUUCUACCAACUUGCAUUUUUGUUUUUUUGGCUUUUAUUUCUGAUAGGGUUUUAAACUUGUGUAAAGUUGCAUUAUUUUUUCUUUAGCAGACCUGUUUUUUGUAUGCAUUUGUUCAGAGGAUGGGUUUUACUUGUUGAGUGUAUGCAGGUUCUCAUUUUUUUUCACUUUACAAAAUAAUAAAAAAAAAAGAAAAGAAAA
Messenger RNA from Spea bombifrons (plains spadefoot toad), 1114 nucleotides. It is a transcript of the gene ALYREF, whose product is annotated as Aly/REF export factor. The transcript has 6 exons. Gene Ontology annotation, biological process: mRNA export from nucleus. Bases 110 to 871 code for a protein of 253 amino acids. Gene Ontology annotation, molecular function: mRNA binding. The record is from RefSeq and is a predicted model, not a curated record. NCBI's taxonomy places the organism in Eukaryota, Metazoa, Chordata, Amphibia, Anura, Pelobatidae. Gene Ontology annotation, cellular component: nucleus.